AUGCCGGCACCUAUGCUUUAUGGCCGCACUAUUCCGUUUGGACCUUACACUCCAGAGGAUCUAGUACAGGCACGCCGCGAGAAUCCAGAAGAGAAGCUGGCGUCCAGGGCUUUGGAAAAAUACGCCCACGCUAAUUGGAACGGAUCAGCCAGCAACAAAUGGUUCUGGAAAAACAACUGCCGCUACACUUGCGGUGAUGACAUCAUCUAUAAUCAGAUCUGGGUACCCAGAACCAAAGAAGUUCGUUGUCCUUACAACGGUAAGAAGUACUUGGUUCCACUGGGUGGUCCCCCAACGCUGUCACAGAUCGAUGUACCAAAGCCACAGAGGCUUUCAAAGCUACUUGCUCACAAGAGCGAUAUGGAAUGGUGCUUGCCUCGUGAUCAUCCCCGUCAUCUUUUAAACUUCCCGCAAGAAAUUCUGGACGCAAUUUUUGGGUUCACAUUGAGCACUCAGAAUUUCAUUGUUGCACCUGAUGUCUCUACCUCGAACAAGAUGGACAAGUAUGAAGACUCUAAACUCCAUUCAACCUACACGUUGGUGGAGGCAGGUUAUCGUAUGGCUCAACCAAAUACGCCUCAUUUCGAAUCUCUCGAUAUAAGCACAGUGAUACACGAGCAACGAUAUGAUGCACAGGGAAAGUACUUCGUUCUUCGCAGAGUUUGCCGCCAUUUGAUCGACGCAACAAUUCUGCGGGUCUGCAAGAGCAUCUGUGACCAGGGGAAUGAACUUUUAUAUGCAGGAAACGAAUUCAAGUUCUCAACAACAAAGACCGGCAAAUUGGGUGCCGCAGAAAGCUUGUUUGAAGAUGGGUUAAUUCCAAGCCCUGGGUCGCAUAGGUCAUUUUGCCAGGGAAGAGACUGCCAAAAAGCCACAGAGAUACGACAAGAAAUGGCCGAUGAUGCUAUCAGUAUCAUACAAAACAGAACACCGGUGCAAGAUCUGUACUUUGAUAUGUAUCACGAUCUCUUUGUACGAUUCCUUCGUGCCAUUGGGCCAAGCAAGGCCGCGAUGAUCAAGACUCUGCAUUUUAGCGGACCCAUCAAGCAACACUAUUGCUCUCAGGACUCCAGUUGUACGAAAGCUUACAAGUGUUGCGAAGAUGACUUGAUCGAAAGUCUUCUUUUAUACAUUACUCUCAUCAAGAAGUUUUGCAAGAACUUGCAAAAGUUAGUAAUUGUCAUGAGGAAAGACUUCGAAACAAGCGAUAGCUUCAGGGGAGGGCGAACAUUCUAUGACUACGAAGAACGAGGACGCCAGUGCUAUGCACGCCUGCAAGACUUGCUAGAAAAUCAAAUCAGAGAGUUGAACACGGUUCAACAUCUAGAGGUCUAUGAGGUUCACCGGGAUGAAGUAGAGUGUGCGAAAGAAACAGAGGCAUGGUUUUCUGAGAGAACUCGCCUGCGGGGACUUGAGGCACUUCAAAAGGCAAAACUGUAG
Molecule: messenger RNA, 1440 nt
Organism: Botrytis deweyae
Lineage: Eukaryota; Fungi; Ascomycota; Leotiomycetes; Helotiales; Sclerotiniaceae
Exons: 3
Coding region: 1-1440 (479 amino acids)
Source: RefSeq, a predicted model, not a curated record